Gongylonema pulchrum is the source of this 330-nucleotide messenger RNA. The record is from the annotation of a GenBank genome assembly. Lineage: Eukaryota; Metazoa; Nematoda; Chromadorea; Rhabditida; Gongylonematidae.
AUGAAAAGUUCGGCAAUUCUGCCAGUACCGGUGAAUAACAACAACAAUCCAGUGUUGCCGAUGAAAUCGCCGCGAAAACGGACCGCACGUCGUCGCCUGUUCUCUCCGCCGAAUCAUCGGCUUUUUGACGAAUGGAUAACGAAAGAGAUUGAUGAGAUACGUGCGCAGCAGCGGCUCAAAUGGGGUUUCCAGUUUGAUUCCGAAAAUCCAUGUGCAGCGAGCAGCCAAAGCGAUUACAUAUUCACUGCUGUUCCCGCAGAAUCGGUAAGUCCCUUCUUUCUAUCGAACUUCCUUUUAUCCACGCGAAUCCAGUCCAGCAUCCGACACUGA